Molecule: messenger RNA, 4022 nt
Organism: Thamnophis sirtalis
Lineage: Eukaryota; Metazoa; Chordata; Lepidosauria; Squamata; Natricidae
Source: RefSeq, a predicted model, not a curated record
CCGACGAGGAGGGAAGGCUGGCCGGGCUCGACGCCAGCUCCACCUCUCUGGCGCGGCGCUGGGGCAGCUCCGCCGCCUCUUCGCUUCCUCCCCGACCUCUCCACACGGCGUGCCUCUGACGCGCCGGCCCCUUUCGCCCGGCGAGCUCUUCCACCUCUCCGGGCGCCAAGCAGCAGCCGGUCCGAGCCGCUCGGCAGCGGAAAGAGCCCGACGCGGGGAGACCGAGCGAGGUUAGCGAGCGAGCGAGCGCCCGGCCGUCCUUCCCGCCUUUGGCGGCACCUGCACCAUAACCACGCCGCGGCUUCCGACCGACUCCUUCGUGGCUUCGCGGCUCGGUGACCCUCCACUCCCCGGCCGGCGGGUCCUCCUUUCGGGCUGCGAGGAAGGCGCUCGCUUCUCUCCCUCUCUCUCUCUCUCUCCGCAAGGUCAACCCGCCUGGACGUCUGCGCUGCAGCGGCGGCUGAGCAAGAGGAGGCUGCAGCCGGUUCCUCCUCCUCCUCCUGCCUGCGGAGAGGUGAGGAAGCCGCGGCUUGCACAAGCUCGCCGGCCGAGAUUUGGGAAUGAACGACGGGCGGGAGGCGCCACGGACACCUCGCUUCUAUUGAUGCGUCCUUUCAGCCUGAGUGUAUCUUAGAAAGAAUUUGUAACUGCCACCGCACAAAUUUGCCUAGAAUUUGUACUGUGUCGCAUUUCCAUGGGGACCGUACAAGAUCCACUGAGAUCUACUAAGCUUUCAUUGGUCACAGCUGAAGAAUCUCCUAAACACCUGUGCAAGCAAGCGAGCAUAGAAAGCAGCAGUAAUGGAUAUCCUUUUACUGCCAAGGACCAGCUGUCUGGAGGAUGCUUGUUGGAAGUGAACUCUGGCAGAGAAACCAACGUUCCAAAGAGUGACUGGCAUUGUGAAUAUGACAUUAAGCAUCCAAACAUACUUUCUCCUGGGUCCUUCAGCUUUUCCAAAGAAGGCAGCAUGGCAGCUCCAGAACCAGUAAGCUACGCUAAGCAGGAGGGCUCCAGAGCCAAGGUCCAAAUGUCAGUACCUGAAGCCCACCCCUCAGAGCAUGGUGAAGUUAAAGUGCCUCUUACCCAAGAGGCUAACCAAAAUAUUCCAAGCAGUGGCGGACAAUCAUGUAAUAUAAUUGAUAAAGCAACCGUACUUCCUGGAGGAGACCUUGAUAUUACGGAGAGCAAAUCCAAGGAUUAUUCCAUUGUUCCUUCCCUUCCUAUUUAUUCUAAUAUCCAGCAAGCAUCUCCUGUGGGGAAGGACAAUAUGUGCGAAGUUAUCAUCUCUGAAACCAGUCCAGUCUUGGUUUCGUCUGAUGAGAUGGGUCUCAAUCCAAAAGCUCCUGUUGGUGUGGAAACAGAAUUGGGGAAUACAAAUGAUGCAAAUGUCUGUCCUAAGACUGAGCCACAGACUGCAUCCGAAUUUAGCAACCUGGAGACGUCGUGUACGGGCAGUGAGGAGCCUACAGCAAAAGUGGUACCAAACCUGUCCAAAUUCAAAGACACAGGUACAAUGACUGUAAAGCCCGAGAACAAAUCUGUAGAGGCAGAGACGAUAAGCAGGACUCAUCAAGACGCUGGGGUUCAAGCUGUAGCCAGUGUGGAAAGCAGGUCAGCUUCUACCAGCCCAAGUAUCUUGACGGCAUUCUUGAGGGAGAACAUGUCUCCUGAGGCGAAACAAGACCAAGAUCAGUUGCACGUGAUUUACACGGGAGCCAGAGGGAAAGAGCAACCUGAAAUCAUUGGGGACUUUGCAGCCACUGUCCAAACACCUUCCCCCAUUGGCAUCAUGCACAAGGUACGUGUUCAAAUACCACCUGCAAGAGAAAACCCUCUGGGAAGUCCUAAUGUCAGACUUCAGGAGAAUCUCACAAACACGCACGAUCCGAUCUGCGCAGCUUUGUUGGAUAAGGCAGCCAGGGUGUGUUCAUCUGAUGAUUCUCAGGAAACUUUGGCCAAGAGGACAGAGGUGCAAACGACGGGCGUGGCUAAAAAUCGCGGCGACGUUCCGCAGCAGCUGUCAGACAAUUCGGUUUUGCAGAAGGCAAGACCCGUUUCCCAAAUCAGUCUGAGUUCUAGUCAUCCACCCGUGUCUACCCAGCACCCUGCAAACUUUGAAACCAAACUACCUCCAUCUUUUGCAACCCCAACCAUCGAUAGUAGAUAUCAACCCGCUGAUCCCUCUUCGUUCCGAGAACAUCCUCUUCCUUUGUGUCCCAGGACAUCUGAACAAGCCAAGGCUAUAGUUAUCGGUAUGAAUACUGAAAGGACCUAUCAGGAGAAACAGCUGCAGAUCAAGGCUGUUGAUAACCUUGAGACAGCUCUGCCCAGUUUUCCCAUUGCUAUGCAUCUAAAGAGAGAAGGAAAGGUCCAUCUCAUAUCUGAAGAACAAAAAAUCAACAUGACAGGGUCUAUUAUUGGCUCCCGAACAAUGAGUGCUCCAGUUGUAGCAGAAAGCAAGCAAGAUACGGUUCCUGGUGAUGCCAAGACAGAAACUUUGGCCGGUAAGAAUCCAAUCUCCAAGUUGAGUAGAAGUUUUGGCGCUGCCAUAGGAAUCCAGAGUGAUAAAAUCCAGAAGGGCCUGGUGCUUGAUGUGCCGGCUGCUCGUACUUCUUCAAGUCCUACACCACGUCUUGGUGAAAAGAAGAAAGGGCCCAAGGCUUUUGCUGCCGAGGCCAAAAUGCACCUGAAGCAGUCCAAGCGUGUCAGGGAUGUUGUGUGGGAUGAACAGGGCAUGACCUGGGAGGUUUAUGGAGCAUCCCUCGAUCCAGAAUCGUUGGGAAUCGCUAUCCAGAACCACUUGCAGAGGCAGAUCAGAGAGCAUGAAAAACUGAUCAAGGCUCAAAGCCCCCAGGCCCGUAAAUCCAUAUCUUCAGAUACAUCUUCAAACAAAAAAUUGAAAGGGAGGCAUCACAGCGUUUUUCAGUCCAUGCUGCAGAAUUUCCGGCGCCCAAAUUGUUGCGUUCGUCCUGGGGCUUCUUCUGUGUUGGACUGAAAAAAAAAAAAUCAGAAACGAGGAUGGGAACGUAACACAUCCGUUUGUGCGCACUUGUGUACUUGCACAAGGAACUCUAUGGAUAGUUGAGAUUCUAAUACGCUGAUACAGGGUUGAGGGGAGAGGAGAUGAUGACGGUAUAUUUCGUUCCCACUGGUUAACAUGCCUUCAUCUCUCGAAUUUCUGCAAAUAACACAUGAAACAUUCAGGUUCAUGCCGGGAACUUCCCAGUCAUUUGCCAAAAUAAAAUAGAAGUACAUGGUGAAGCACAAUUCAGAAUGUCAGGUUACGUAAGUAACCCACAUUAGCUUUAGAUAAAAAGAGAGGGGUGACUAAAUCUUAAAUAGAUUGUUUUAUUUUUUUCAUGAGAUAAUGUAGAAAAACAUUCCCAAACUGGGGAGUGGAAAGAAGGAAAGUUGGGUUGGGUUAGAAAGGUUGGGUUGGGUUAGAAAAGUUAGAAGGAAUGGUGCUUUCUUAACUCUAUAAACCACAGGGGUGUCUUAACUUGGGAACUUUAAGACUUGUGGACUUCAACUCCCAGAAUUCCCCUGGGGAAUUCCCCUGGGGAAUUCUGGGAGUUGAAGUCCACAAGUCUUGAAGUUCCCAAGUUUAGACACCCCUGGUAAAAACCCUUCAAAGUUGAGACUCGUCUACACAUUAGAUGCAGGAUCUAGUGCCCAAACCCUUCCAGCUGAGUUUUGCCCAUUGGCAGCCACUGCCAGCCUUGCCUCACUGAAGGUGCUUAAUCUCAAAUGAAAAGUGCAUAAGUUUCCAACUGUCCUGAUACUUCAAAGCCAGAUUUUGUCUUAAGCAUUUGGGAUUUCCGUGUAUUCAUUUACAUGCUGCUUUUUGUUUUGUGCCUUGUUUUCUCUAAUGAUUCUCAGAGAACGGAUGAAUACACACACACACACACACACACACACACACACACAAAAAAAAAAAAGCACUUCACAUAAUACUAGAGAAAAUAGGAUGGAUGGAAAUCUAGAGUGGAUUGGAGAAAUUAAGAAUUGGUAGAAUCUUUUGC